This is a messenger RNA of Cyprinus carpio (common carp), 3701 nucleotides long. Its product is annotated as casein kinase I. Gene Ontology annotation, biological process: signal transduction; peptidyl-serine phosphorylation; endocytosis. The record is from RefSeq and is a predicted model, not a curated record. Lineage: Eukaryota; Metazoa; Chordata; Actinopteri; Cypriniformes; Cyprinidae. Gene Ontology annotation, cellular component: cytoplasm; nucleus. Gene Ontology annotation, molecular function: protein serine/threonine kinase activity; ATP binding.
CACUGCGCUGAUGGAGCGUCUGUUGAAGCAGAUACACAGAGUGAACGGCAGUUUCAGGGCCAGCGGAGCUAGACGGGAGUCGUUCUCAAAAUCCGCCUUCAUCCUUUUUUAAACAGACUUUUUUCAGGGUAAAAUUAACUAGAGCAUAAAGUUCACACGUUCCUCUUUUUAAUAAGCCUAAUAUUGUGAUAUUUCCCGAUUCGGAAUGUUAGAAAACGACUGGUGAAAAUCGGGUAGCUAUACUGUGAAGGGAAUUAGCAAGCUAGCAGGCUGUACAAGGGGAUUCUGCCUGGGAGAGACGGAAGAAUAGACGGAUAACAAAGAACGGAUUUUCGUUGUUUUUUUUUUAAACACUCCGAACAUAUAUAAUUCAAAUCACUCCCGUUAAAGCUAGCUUUAUCGCUAGCUUUGUUAUUUAGCCGUUUAUCAUGGAGCUGAGAGUAGGAAACCGAUACAGACUGGGAAGGAAAAUCGGCUCUGGAUCCUUUGGUGACAUUUAUUUGGGCACGGACAUCUCAGUGGGGGAAGAAGUAGCCAUCAAGCUAGAAUGUGUGAAAACAAAGCACCCACAGCUGCACAUCGAGAGCAAGAUCUACAAGAUGAUGCAAGGAGGCGUCGGUAUCCCAACAAUCAAAUGGUGUGGAGCAGAGGGAGAUUACAAUGUGAUGGUAAUGGAGCUGCUGGGACCCAGUUUGGAAGAUCUUUUCAACUUCUGUUCUCGCAAGUUCAGCCUAAAGACUGUUCUUCUGCUGGCUGACCAGAUGAUCAGCCGUAUCGAAUACAUACACUCCAAGAACUUCAUCCACAGAGAUGUCAAGCCUGACAACUUCCUUAUGGGCCUGGGGAAGAAGGGCAACCUUGUUUACAUCAUUGACUUUGGCCUGGCCAAGAAGUACAGAGAUGCUCGCACCCACCAGCACAUCCCUUAUCGCGAGAACAAAAACUUGACUGGCACUGCUCGCUACGCUUCCAUCAACACCCACUUGGGAAUAGAGCAAUCCAGACGAGAUGACUUGGAGUCUCUUGGCUAUGUGCUCAUGUACUUCAACCUGGGCUCUCUGCCAUGGCAGGGUCUGAAGGCUGCCACAAAGAGACAGAAGUAUGAGCGAAUCAGCGAGAAGAAAAUGUCAACUCCUAUUGAAGUCCUGUGUAAAGGAUACCCAUCUGAGUUUGCCACAUACCUCAACUUUUGCCGUUCCCUUCGUUUUGAUGACAAGCCCGACUAUUCUUACCUGAGACAGCUCUUCAGGAACCUUUUCCACAGACAAGGCUUUUCAUAUGACUACGUGUUUGACUGGAAUAUGCUUAAAUUUGGUGCAAACAGAGCGGCAGAAGAUCCGGAGAGAGAGCGGAGGGAUCGAGAGGAAAGACUGCGACAUGCGCGGAAUCCUGCGGCCCGUGGCAUGAUGCCUUCCAGCUCAGGUAGACCCAGAGGAACACAAGAAGUAGCACCUCCCACACCCCUCACGCCAACCUCACACACAGGAAUGGAGCGAGAGAGGAAGGUCAGUAUGAGAUUGCACCGCGGAGCCCCUGUCAACAUUUCCUCCUCUGAUCUAACUGGCCGACAGGACACCUCACGCAUGUCCACAUCACAGGCUCUUUCUCGCGUCACCCCAAGUGGCCUGCAGUCUGCCGUACCUCGAUGAGACCCUCCACACGCCUCAAGAGCAGACCAACCAUGGCCCUGAUCUGCACUAGGACUUCUCCAGCAGCCUCUAACCAUGUGAAAUCAACCUCAGCAAAUCAAAUCGAAACAAGACUUCAUUUCCACCUUCCUCUCAAUGCAUUUAAACACACUUGAGAGUCACGCAAAUUCGAGAGAUGGACAUAUUUUGGUUUUCUUUUCUUCCUUUCACACACACUGCGCACACACACACACACACACACACAUUUCCUACCUACACUACUCCAAGACACCUGGGCACAUCAGUUGUGCUUGUUAACAUCACUUUUUGCCAGACAAUCGCUGGCGGGAUGGGAGGGACGGGGGGGGUAUGAAUCUCAACCAUCACUGCUUUUAGCCCUCUGACACACACCAGAAAGAGAGGGCCGUCCUCCUGCUGUCCAGGGGCCUCUUCGCAAACCAGAGCGUCUUGGCUAAAGCCAUGUACAAUGGCUCUGAUUGUGUGAAUCACCCUCUCCUGUUGCAAAAAAAUUACUUUUACACAGCUUGGAAUGCAGCUGUACUGAUAGCCAUUGACAUUUUGCUUACCUUAAUCUUUUAUUUUUGUCUUUUUGUUUAUGUACAACAGAGAUUAAAUUGAUUUCACACUGGCUACAGUUUUUUGCAGGUGAAUCUAUUUUCUCUUUUUGAUAGUUUAACAGCAUUAAGCUUAAGGAAAUGUGCAGAAUUAAAUUGAACGUUUGAAAGCCUGUUCGUUCAUGUGGCAGGAUGAAGCCAGUGUCCUUUUUAUGUCAUUUUGUAGUUUAUGUGGAAGGCCAGGUGGAGAAACAUACAGCAAAGGUUUGAGUAGUAAAACCCACAAUACCACCUUCACACCUUUUUAGAUUAUUUUUAGUUUCGUUGCACCCAUCAUCCUGGCCCUCUUUAUCAACUCAUGUUUUUUUUUUUGCUCAUUGAUUUUAUUGCAUUCCCUUAUGCUUUUCUUUUGUUUCUCGAAAGCUGUGAAAUGCCUGCAUUGUAGAGUUGUUGAUGUUCUUAAUGUUGCUCUUUGUUUCUUUUUACCCCCUGAACUAAGCGUAGUGCUUUUACAGUAAUGCAGGCACACAUGGUUGGGUCAAGACUGUUGGACAAUGUCACUGAAAGACAUUUAUAGCAGUCUAAGAAGUCUAAUAAUGAGAAAAGGGCUUCGUUUUUCUGAACCUGAGGGUAUAAACAUGAAAAAUUUGGGGCAUAUGUUGAGACAAAUGGGCACAUUUUCUUUUAACAUUUGAGUUUGGAUUUGGAAAUGGAUGUCUUGAGCCCAGCUUGUCUCAUUGAGAAUACACCAGCCAUCAUUUAAGCCAUGCCUGAUUUGUUUUUUCUUUUUCUUUUUCUUUUCUUUUGACUGACACUUUUAACAAUUGAGAUGCAAGUUUUUGUUUUUCUUCAACUUUAUUUACUGAGUAUUACCAAUGCUUUUAGUACUACUUUUCCCUUGUUUCAGAAGUGUGGUUCCUUGACUUACUGGUGCUAUAAGUCACAGGACGUGGAAGGCGGGCUGCCUGUCCGUAUCAUUCAGCAUAGUAGAGCGUAGGCUUUUUCUGUAGUCAAGGGGUGGGGGGUGGGGCGGGGGUAGUGGUGAAACUCUUAAAUUCUGUUGUCAUGUAUAUAGGAUGUUUCUAGUGAUGGCAAAGUACCAUUUUUCAUAGCCACUGUCUGUGUGUGUAUUGUGAGUAUGGGGAAAAGGCUAGUGCUUAGAGAGGUGCGAGGGACUCUGUUCCGUUCUAGAUUUGAUAAGUUAGUAAUUCUUUCUCUCCACUGGUGGUCUCACAGAAACAGCCGCUCCAGUACUGGUGUUGUUUAAAUGUAGGCACAAGUACACUUUGUCGGGGAUCGAGCUAUUAUGGAUUUCUCAGUUUUUAUUUUCUGGUUCAUUCUACACACGACUGCUUGGCCAGUCCUUCUGCAUCACACUGUGCUGUAUCAGGUGGAAUUAUGAAAAUCUUCUUUCCCUGGAAGGUUUUUUUCCCUCAUUUGUAUUGCCACUGUAUUUGUGUAUUUUAAAACGUGUAAAUAAAUUAAUAAGUACUUGUAA